Messenger RNA from Athalia rosae (coleseed sawfly), 718 nucleotides. RefSeq names its product 39S ribosomal protein L51, mitochondrial (gene mRpL51). Gene Ontology annotation, molecular function: structural constituent of ribosome. The coding region runs from base 161 to 649 and encodes 162 amino acids. The transcript has 2 exons. NCBI's taxonomy places the organism in Eukaryota, Metazoa, Arthropoda, Insecta, Hymenoptera, Athaliidae. Gene Ontology annotation, cellular component: mitochondrial large ribosomal subunit. The record is from RefSeq and is a predicted model, not a curated record. Gene Ontology annotation, biological process: translation.
AGCGCACAGCCACUAGCACAGUUGAUACUAGGUGCAGUAGUGCAGAGUAGUAUUUCUGGGGUUCUGCGUGUUUCUGAUACGCCGCAGCUCCGAAAAUGAUUUAAUUUAAUGUGUUGUAUAUGAAUUAAACUUCGUGAAAUUGACAGAUUUUUAAUCAAGAAUGUCGUGGGUAGCGAACAGUAUUUCUCUGGCAAUUCGCUCAUGGACACCACAGGUGACCGCAGUUAGAUUUCGUUACCACGCGGAUAAAGUGGCUCGAGGUCCACUUAUACGCCGAUAUGAUUGGACAGACCCAACAUAUCGUCGUGGACUACUUCCUCAUAUUGGAGCAGGUAAAAAAUUACCGAUACCAGACUACCGUCCAAAAGAUGCUUGGAAUCGAAAGAGGGCAUUGUUCGGUCAGAAUGAUUACAUAGAUAUUUUGGGGAAUGAGCAACUUCAUCCCACGAGAAUUCUUUAUAAUGUACCUGCCUGGCUCAGAGGUGUCAGCGGUAACGAAUACCAGGUGUUGUUGCGUAAAAGAAAAAUGUUGCAACACGGUGUAUAUCCUGUUGCAAGACCGACCAAGUGGAACGAGCUGCGGAAGAGAAUACAAUAUCUCUAUAGAUUCCUCAAUCAGAAGACCAAGACCGGCUUUUGCAGACAGUAAAAGGAGGUAUAGAUAUGUUUGUAUCAUCUAAUAAGUUGAAAUAUCUAAUAAAGAACUAGAAUAAUCGUA